CGACGAGCUCCAUCAGGCACGGGCGCGGACGGCCACAGGCUCAGGGUCCGCUGGUUGGGAAGGUGUUGGUGGGCUCCGGGUUCUGAGAGUGCGGCGUGGAACUUGGCGUCUCCGAACGGUGCGGAGGUCGUUCCGUGGAGUAGCUAAGGGCUGGGCUAUUUUUCCGCGACCUCUGUUGCUGGUCGAGAGAGGAGUGCGGAACAGGCGAACGGGAUAACGGAGUUCCAGGCCGGACCGGGAAGGGCACGCCCACCUGCUGGAAGCGGCGGUGCCGAGACGUUUGGGGAGACCGGCAGGCGUGGGAACGCGGCGGCGUGGACCGAGCUGGCUCGCGGCGGGCGAGGAAGAGCAUGAGUGGAGCCGAGCCCCGGAUGGAAGUAUGUCCUUACUGUAAGAAGCCCUUUAAGCGAUUAAAAUCCCACUUGCCGCACUGUAAAAUGAGAGGACCGUCCGUAUCUGCUGAUCAGAACUUUUCUCAGCCCAAGCCAGCUGCACUUGCUCAAAAGGAGAAGAGGCCUUCCAGAGGCUUAACCCGAGCUAAAGAGAAGGAGCUAGAGCUAGACCGUCCGAAAAGAGCUGUGAAAGCGGAAACCAGCCGGGCAUCGUGGCCAGCUGCAGCCUCUCCACUUCCGGAGGGGGUCUUGGGAAGCGUGCGGAUAACAAAAGCCGAAGGAGAAACCAAAGAUCACAGUCAAUUCUCCUUCCAGGCACUCAGCCAGGCCAAGCCAGAGGUGACUCUGCAGAGAGUCACAGCCCCUCGGACUCCCGCGUCAGAUGCCACCUCUCCUAAGAGAGAACUCACCCAAGAUGUGUCUGAGUCCAAGGGAAGUCCGUGGUCCUCAGAGACAGAAGUGCCUUCACUGGUCAGCUCAGUGGAACCUUUCCUUACUAAUCAAGAGAAAAAAUAUUCGUCAACGCAGCCUCAUGCUAAACCAGCCAUUUCUGUCCGGCUCAAGUUAGGCACAGUUGAUCCCCAAAGACAGAAGCUUCGGGUAAAAUUAUUAGAUGUGCCUCUUGGUGAUUGUCAUUCUCCAAAGAGUGGCAGCCAUGGGGUUCAGAGAGUAGCACCCUCAGCGUUGAGCAGGGAGAAAGGUUCCCAAGAUGGAGGCCACCUCUUGGGAGUCUCUGCCCACCCUGGUAACACCAAGACCCAGGAAUCAGAGUCACUCCUCCACACUGGCCUGCUGGGUAAAGCACGGGUCAGAGAGCACCAGGAACUUGGCCUCGGGAUGGAGUUGAGCCAGAGCAAGGGAAAUACUGAGAACGGGAUAUCUGUCACCAACGUACAGGAAGGGACUGGCUUGGGCCAAGGUGGUAAGGACCCCAUUACAGCCACAAAGGCAAAGCCACAUGCCGCCCUCGAACUUAGGAAUGUGUUCAUGAUGCCACAGGGAGCUUUGAGUAACCUCUCUGUGCCGGAGUCAGGGAAUCAGAGCCUCACCUCUCCGGCUGUGACAUCUACUCCAGAAGAGAAUGCCCAGUUCUGUGGCCAAAGCCAUGUCCCUGCCAUAACACUGUCAAUGGGAAGUGUGAGGGGUGUUCUGGAACCCACACCUCUCUGCCAGCCCCCCACGGCCCAGGCCGGGCACUGCCUAAUGUCAUACUCAGCUCAGUAUCCUGUUCCUAAAACCUUUGUCGGUCAUGUUGCUGCUACCUCAGGGGCUCCUCCCAGCUCCAUGGGACUGGAGUGGUUUCCAGAACUCUAUCCUGCUUAUGUUGGACUAGGGGUGCUGCCAAGGAAGCCACAGUCUUGGAGCUUGGCAGCUCAGAUCCCUCCUCUUGCCACUUUGCAAGGCAGGAGCGUCUCAAUAGUUCCUUGGUGGGGACGAAGUUCGGCUGAUAGCAGGAGUCUGGAACCCCUGGCGCUUACAACUUCCAGCCUCCCUCUAAUGAGACUCUUGGGAGCUGUGCACAAAGGCUGGGUGCAGUGCAACACCACCGUAAAGAAGAGCGGUGUGGGUGGCCUCACGAUGCUCUUUGCUGGCUACUUUAUCCUGUGCUGUAACUGGAGCUUCAAGCAUCUGAAGCUGCAGCGCUGGCGUAAGUAAAGGCAAGCAUGUCCAGGAGCCACAGAGAGUGACAGACAACUGAGAGCAGAAGAAACUUGACAUUUGUACCAGGUCACAGAGGGUGCAAAUAAUAAAACUGCUGACACCACACUUUUCUUCCUUCUUUUUUUUUUUUUUUUUUUAAGCUGGAGGACAGCUUUAUAAGCGUUUCAGAGGAGAAAUGGGGCAGGCGGGCUGUAAGCCUGGGCAGCUGCUGCAAGGACGGACAAGAGGAAAGCCGUCGCACUUGGUUUGGUUUUUGUUUUUAAAGGCAGGCUCACGCU
Messenger RNA from Mus pahari (shrew mouse), 2332 nucleotides. RefSeq names its product chromosome 14 C17orf80 homolog (gene Mtnap1). The transcript is spliced from 5 exons. Lineage: Eukaryota; Metazoa; Chordata; Mammalia; Rodentia; Muridae. The coding region runs from base 351 to 2048 and encodes 565 amino acids. The record is from RefSeq and is a predicted model, not a curated record.